This is a messenger RNA of Volvox carteri f. nagariensis, 903 nucleotides long. It is a transcript of the gene hstH1-3, whose product is annotated as histone H1. The record is from RefSeq and is a predicted model, not a curated record. Gene Ontology annotation, molecular function: DNA binding; structural constituent of chromatin. The coding region runs from base 1 to 903 and encodes 300 amino acids. Gene Ontology annotation, cellular component: nucleosome. Gene Ontology annotation, biological process: nucleosome assembly. The transcript has 5 exons. Lineage: Eukaryota; Viridiplantae; Chlorophyta; Chlorophyceae; Chlamydomonadales; Volvocaceae.
AUGGCCGAUACCGCGGAAGCCGCUGCUGCCAAGGCGCCCAACCCCAAAAAGAAUGACAAGCCGAAGAAGCUGAGGGCACCUCCAACGCACCCAACAUAUCUUGAGAUGAUUACGGAGGCUAUUGCAGCGCUGAAGGAUAGGACGGAAAUAUCUGACCCAAAAUGGCCCAAGCGGUUGGCAUAUUACCUGAAAACGUUUGCGGAUCAAGGAAAACUCGAGAAGGUGAAGGCCUCUUUCAAGCUGAGCGACGAGUUGAAGAAGGCUGUGAAGGCGAAGGAUAACAAGGUUAAAAAGCUUACGGAUGCCGCAAUGCCGGAGGGCCAGGAGAAGGCACCCGCGAAACCCAAGAAGCCGGUCGAAAAGCCGGAGAAGGCGGCGGCCCCUCCACCCAAGAAGCAGGCCAAGGGAUCCAAGCCUAAGGAGGAAGCCAGCAAGCCAGACAAGGAAGCCAAGAAGAAGGUGAAGAAGCCCCGGGAAGAGAAAGUCAAGACGAACAAGGUGAAGGCCUACAAGGCCAAGAAGGAUUCGCCGAAGAUGCAUAAGCCCAAAUCGGAUAUGGCGGAUAAGCCCAAAGCGGCCAAGGCCAAGCCGACAAAAGUGAAGUUAAGUGGUGAAGCCAAAAGGCGCUCCGGAGGAUGGAAGGAAGGAUUUAGCGAUCACCCUCAGAAGCACCAUCUCGCGCAGUGGCCCGUAGCUUCGCAGCGCACCACUGCCCUGCUGUACACCCAUUUUAAGGUCAAGGACCCUUCCAACAUUUGUAAUCCCUGGGUGUUCGCUAUUUUCGGGCUCCUUCCUCAGCCGCUGCAGCCAGCCAAGAAGGUGGCCCCGGGUAAAUCCCCAACCAAGUCCGCGUCGCCCAAGAAGGUGUCCGCCGGCAGGAAGACGCCAACGGCAAAAAAGUAG